Plasmodium adleri (nom. inval.) is the source of this 1851-nucleotide messenger RNA. Its product is annotated as conserved Plasmodium protein, unknown function. The record is from RefSeq and is a predicted model, not a curated record. The coding region runs from base 1 to 1851 and encodes 616 amino acids. The transcript has 4 exons. Lineage: Eukaryota; Apicomplexa; Aconoidasida; Haemosporida; Plasmodiidae.
AUGAAUAUUAGACAUGUGAAUGGGUGUUCAUAUUUCGAGAGGAAGCAUGAUGAAUCAUGUAAAGAUGAGAUAAAGAAAGUAAUGGAUAAUUUAAUAUAUGAAAGACAAAAAAAUUUUGAAGAGAAUGAUAAUUAUUGCUAUAAUUCUAGUAUGAGUAUAUGCCCAAAUGUAUAUUGUAAUAUAUAUACUGAUUUAUAUAAUUGGUUUGGUUUUAAGAAUUGUCGAAAUAUAGAUACUGAAUCUUUGAAUACUUGUUUUACUGAUAUAACAAAUGGUGGUAUUGGCUAUUAUGAAAAAUUGAUAGUGUUAGGUGGUCGUAUAUUAGAAUUAUAUAGUGAAUUACAUUUUUUUAAUAAAUAUAAUUAUGAGAAGAAUGAAGAAAUAGUAGAUGAUUUAAAAAAUAUGAAAUGUAUUAAAGAAGUAGUAUAUCAUUAUUUAUAUGUUCAAAAAAGAAAAAACCGUGUGAUAUAUAAAAAUAGUUUAUAUUUAUUUGGAUACUCAUAUUUAUAUACUCCUUUAUUUUUUAAUAAUAAAAAUUCAAUUAUAAAAUAUGUAAAAGCUUGUAUAGCAUACGCAGUCAAAUAUAAUGAAUCAAAUAUUUUUUCAUGGAUGCCUUCUUUAAUUGAACAUAUAUAUCAUUCUCAGAAAUUAAAAGUAUCACAAAUAGAAGAAGAAAAUGAAUUAAUACAAGAUUUACAAGAAUAUUUCGGAUACCAAUUUGAUUAUAUUUUGCCAAGAAUAGCUGAAUGUUUUAGUUAUCAUAAUAUUUAUAUAAGUAAUUCUCACUUAACAGGUUUGCAAAUUAUUCAGCUUUUUUCGAAUGAGUACUUUUCUCUCUUAGCUGACGAUAUUGGAAUUUGCAGGAAGGAAAAAGCUGUAUGGGUUAAAGAAGAAACCGAUGCAUUUUUAAACUCCAAGUGUAUAGAGAUAUUUAGUGGUUCUAUGAUAUCAAUAAAUAAAUAUUUGAAUGAGAACAAUGUAAAAAUAGAUAAGAUAAAAAAUAUUUUUGAAAUGUUAUUAUCAUCAUGUUGGGUCCUAGGAAAUGAGAAAAGAAAUAGAAUAUGGGUGAGUGCCUUAAUUCAAAGAUUAAGACAAAUACAAUUAUUAACACAAAUAACAACAAUAGAAAAAUGGUGUUAUAAUAUAAAAAAAUAUAAUGAUAUAAAUAUAAGUAAUUUUGUAAAAGAUAUAUAUAGCUUUAAUAAUAUUAAUGGUAAUAUUCUUUCUCCAUUUCAAUUAAAUAAUAUAAAUACUUAUAUCCCACCAAAAGAAACUACAUUGAAAACAUUACCAUAUUAUACAACAGCUGUUCAUAAAUAUAAAGAAAAAGAUAGUGAUAAAGAAAAACAAAAUGUUAAUAAAAUGAAUGAAUGGAAUUUCUAUAGUAUCUUAAAUAAUAUAUCUAAUAAUAUUUAUAAGCAUUUUGUUCCUAGAAAUCAAAAUAACAGAAAAUCAUCCAACCUAAAGAAAAUUAUUUAUACAAACAAUGAAACAAUACAACAAGAUAUUAAAGAAUUAAACGCAAAGGCUCAAGCUCAGCCCUACGAUGACACUUAUAUGUCCUCAUCAGUAGAAUCAGAGGAUAUGAUGAAUGAGGAGGAAUAUGAAAAGUAUGAUUUAAUUAAUCAUGUGCAAAAGAAAAAAAAUGGAAUACCUGUCAAAAUAAGAUAUAUUAGGGAUACCCUCGAUGAUGAAAAUUCAAAAUAUGUAAUUGAAAUACCGAAAAAGGAUUUGAAGGGACACGAAAAUAAAAAUCACAUCAAAGCAGUUCUUUGGGGGAAUAGUAAAAAGGGAUUAGAAAUAAAAUUGCCAGGAACAAACAAUUUUGUUCCACAAAUGAAGAUAAAAUGA